Messenger RNA from Symbiodinium necroappetens, 1212 nucleotides. NCBI's taxonomy places the organism in Eukaryota, Dinophyceae, Suessiales, Symbiodiniaceae. The record is from the annotation of a GenBank genome assembly.
GGCGGGCAAAUGGUCCCGACACUGGCCUUCGGCAUUCCCGGCGGACCGAGCAUGGCGCUGUUUAUGGGCGCCAUCAUGAUUCAUGGAAUCGUGCCCGGCCCGGAUAUGCUGAGCCGCAAUCUCGACGUGACUUAUGCCAUGGUCUGGAGCGUUGCGAUCGCCAACAUUCUGGGCGCCGGUAUCUGCUUUCUUUUUGCAGGCUACCUAGCAACGCGUGACUGGGGCGAUAUAUAUGUCCUGCUGAUCUUCGGGGUCAUUGGCGGGACGAUGAAGCGGCUGGGUUGGCCACGCCCACCUCUUGUGCUCGGCUUUGUUCUCGGCGUGAUGAUCGAGCGCUACCUGACAAUAUCGGUCACUCGAUUUGGCAUCGAGUGGCUCGCCCGUCCAGGGGUGGUUGUCCUGUUCGUCAUCUCCGCCGUCAUGCUGAUCAAGCCGCUCUGGGGGAACUGGAAGAAAUUUCGGGCAGGCGGGGGGAACAGGCUUGCGUUUGUUUUCACCCCCGAGCUGCUUUUCUAUCUGCCCAUCACGGCGAUCGCGGCCUACAUGCUUUUCGAGGCAAGCGAGUGGACAUAUCGGGCGCGCCUGGGUCCCACGAUUGUGCUGACCACCGUCUUGAUAGCGAUUGCCAUAAGUUUUGUGGGGCAGAUCGUAAGGCCAAGGAUACCCGACGCCGACGACGGAGCCCAUUUCGAUGUGAAGAGCGACAUGGGUGGGCUGGCAAAUAUGGUGGUGCUUCAGCGCGCUGCCAUCUUCGCUGGCUGGAUGAUUGGCUUUUGCAUAUCCAUGGCGCUCAUCGGCAUGAUGCCAACAGCAGCACUUUUUGUGGUGCUCUACAUGCGCGUCGAGGGCAGGGAGCGAUGGCUCACCUCUCUGCUCUACGCGCUCGCCAUAGCGGUGUUCAUCUAUGUGAUUUUCGUAAAAACGCUGAAUGUCCCCUGGCCCCGGAGCAUGCUCGGGAAUUGGUUUCCCGAUCUGGUAUAUCUUGAUCGCGACAAUGUCGCGCUUGGAGCGCGCGCCUAUGUUCCGGUGGGCGAUGGCCCUUUUCCAGCCGUUGUGGAUGCGCAUGGCGGGUCUUGGGUGAAAGGAAAAUAUGCCAAUAACGACCCGAUCAACCGGCGCAUUGCGCAGGGCGGGGUUAUGGUGCUGGCAGUGGACUACAGCCUGCCGCCCAACGGCACCUAUCCAUCAUCGGUGGCCGAUAUCAAUUACGCG